Molecule: messenger RNA, 231 nt
Organism: Gongylonema pulchrum
Lineage: Eukaryota; Metazoa; Nematoda; Chromadorea; Rhabditida; Gongylonematidae
Source: the annotation of a GenBank genome assembly
UGUGUGUCUCAUUUUGCUACUGCUGGUGAUAGUCAUGUUUGGUCUACGGACGAUUUACUACCAGCAUUUAUGUACGUCACCGUACGUGCUCAGGUGCAACAUCUUGGCGCUGAAAUUCGUCUGAUUGAGGAUUUCACGCCGCAGCUGCGAGGGAGCGGACAAAUCGAAUUAAUGUUUACGACGCUCAGAGCCAGCUACUUUCAGAUUUGCUGUGAUAAAAAUCUACCGUGA